CCCACUCCCCAAAUCCAAAAGAACUCAAAAUCUUCACCCAAAAUGUCUCUCUUCCUAUCCAUUUUCCUUGGGUUACUUCUUGGGUAUUCUAGAAUUACCAGUUCAGAGUCUAUUGCCAAUGACCCUGCUUGUCCAAUGAGCUUUAACGUUCUUCAGAUGAUGUUGAAGAGCUCAUACACGAGCCAGUUCAUUGAUGUUCCAACUGAGUGUCAUUACAUUCUUGAAGGUUUUCGCUUAGUUCGAUCAGAGUAUCUUCGAACCACUGGCAACUUCAGUCCCCCUCCUGACACGUCCGAGGCCUGUUUUAAUUCAAUUCAGCUCUUAGUAACUGAAGCUCUGGGACGAUUCGAUCUUCGUUCCAAUUGUUGGGCUCAGACCAGUUGGAUAACAAACAUUUGUUCCAAUAUUACAACCCGGUCAGAUUUCGAAGCCUUGAUUCCUCAACCUGAAUUACAGAAAGUAAACAGCUCUUGUAAUCAGCCACUGGGGGACAGUUCUUCAUGUGAAUCAUGUACUGCUAGCCUGUCGAGUAUCCAAGACGCUUAUUUUGGUGACUCAACAAAUGGGAACCUCUCAGAUUGUGGUGGGUAUCCACGUAUGUAUGCUGCUGCUUUUGCUAAUGAUUUUGGGCCUACUGAUCCGGCAACUGCCAAGUGUUUGUUCUCGAUUUUACUCAACCCACCCACUUCGCCGAUUCCAGGCACCAAAAAACGCAAGAUUAUGCUUCUUGGGGUUGUUUUUGGUUGUGUUGCUGGCUUCUUUGGAUCUUUUUUUUUGGUUUGGCUUCUUUUGCGGUUGCUCAAGCAUUCGAGGAAGAAAAUACAAAAUUUUGCUGAAGUUGCAAGAUGCUCGGGUUUGGGAUUUGGGUUGUUGGGUGGAAGUACAACCUUGGUGAAGUUUACUAUUGAAGAUAUGAAAGAGGCGACUAAGAAUUUCGAUAGGAUGAAUUUAAUUGGAAGAGGAGGAUAUGGGAAUGUUUACAGAGGCAUAUUAGCAAAUGGGUCUGAAGUUGCAUUGAAAAGGUUCAAGAAUUGUUCUGCUUUUGGGGAUGAAAAUUUCACACACGAAGUCCAUGUCAUUGCAAGCGUUAAACAUGUAAACCUUGUCACCUUGAGGGGCUAUUGCACUGCUACGGAUUCUCUGGGACCCCACCAGAGAAUAAUUGUGUGCGAUUUGAUGCACAAUGGAAGUGUGUAUGACCAUCUUUUUGGAUCGGGGGCAACAAAGCUUAGUUGGCCAAUUCGUAGAAAGAUUGCUCUUGGAACAGCACGCGGGUUGGCUUAUUUACACAAUGGGGCACAACCUGCCAUCAUUCAUAGAGAUGUGAAAGCUAGUAAUAUACUUUUGGAUGAGGCAUUUGAACCAAAACUUGCUGAUUUUGGAUUGGCAAAGUUUACCCCAGACGGGUUAUCACAUUUGAGUACUAGGGUGGCAGGGACUCUCGGUUAUGUAGCACCUGAGUAUGCUUUGUAUGGGCAAUUAACCGAUAGAAGUGAUGUAUACAGCUUUGGGGUAGUUCUGCUCGAACUUCUAAGUGGGAAACAAGCGGUUGUGUCAGUUGAAAAUGGGCAACCUCUUCUUUUGACAGAUUGGGCUUGGUCACAAGUGAGGAUAGGGAAACCGCUCAAUGUUAUUGAAGAAGGGAUGCUUGACAUGGCAUUGCCAGAAGUAAUGGAAAAAUAUGUUCUGCUUGCUAUUGUUUCUGCUCAUCCACUGCUCCAUGCCAGACCAACUAUGGAACAGAUUGUAAAGAUAAUGGAAACUCGUGAUCUUGGAGUUGUACCGUCAAUUCCAGAAUACCCAGUUUCUAUUCUAGCAGGCAUAGAUGAUAUCAAGGAAUCAGAGACCUCCAAUGUCUCUGAUUUUAGCUCAACUGAUCAACAAUCCUCUGACACUAGUCAUUCAAAAUUGGACCAUUCAAAAUUGGACCACAAGGAAGAAGAUGACACUUCUCUAGAACAUGCAGUGUGAGCCAUCUAAUUUGGAGGGAUUGCUUCAGCCUCUGUUACAUUCAUUUAUUGUGAUCGAUUGAGUGCAUAUUUCCGUUGUAUAGAUAAGAAGAAUG
Messenger RNA from Camellia sinensis, 2065 nucleotides. Lineage: Eukaryota; Viridiplantae; Streptophyta; Magnoliopsida; Ericales; Theaceae. The record is from RefSeq and is a predicted model, not a curated record.